Molecule: messenger RNA, 411 nt
Organism: Amaranthus tricolor (Joseph's coat)
Lineage: Eukaryota; Viridiplantae; Streptophyta; Magnoliopsida; Caryophyllales; Amaranthaceae
Product: ATP synthase subunit alpha, chloroplastic-like
Exons: 2
Coding region: 1-411 (136 amino acids)
Biological process (GO): proton motive force-driven ATP synthesis
Molecular function (GO): proton-transporting ATP synthase activity, rotational mechanism; ADP binding; ATP binding
Source: RefSeq, a predicted model, not a curated record
AUGGCGAUGCCGGGCCCAGUUGAGUCAUCAAUGGUUAUGCUUCAGGCGACACACAGGAGCUUAGCUGCCUGGGAGGGCUCCACUGCCAAGUUGGUUACUCGUCAGCACUACCAAGCGAGUACGUUACAUUGGGAGGUGGAUGACAGGGUUGUUGGAGAUGUUUCGGCUUAUAUUCCUACGAAUGUAAUUUCCAUUACAGAUGGACAAAUAUUCUUAUCUGCCGAUCUAUUCAAUGCUGGAAUCAAACCAGCAAUUAAUGUGAGUAUUUCUAUUUCUAGGGUGGGGUCCGCAGCUCAAAUUAAAGCUAUGAAACAAAUAGCUGGAAAAUUAAAAAUGGAACUGGCCCAAUUUGCAGAAUUAGAAGCCUUUAUCCAAUUUGCUUCCGAUCUUGAUAAAGCUACUCAGAAUUAG